CUCCGCGUCAUCUAUGCGUCAUCACCCUGAGUCGAGAGCACGAUUGGCGGGGCAUUUGGACCGUGGCUGCAUUGUCACCAGCGAUGAGCGCCGCGGGAGCGAUAGCGGCUGCUUCCGUGGGACGCCUGCGCACUGGUGUCCGGAGGCCCUUCUCAGCUUAUGGAAGAGGCCUCAUCAUCAGAUGUCACAGUUCAGGAAUGACUUUAGACAAUAUUAACCGGGCAGCCGUGGAUCGAAUAAUUCGGGUGGAUCACGCUGGUGAAUAUGGAGCAAACCGCAUCUAUGCAGGGCAAAUGGCCGUGCUCGGCCGGACCAGUGUUGGCCCUGUCAUUCAGAAAAUGUGGGAUCAAGAAAAGAACCAUUUGAAAAAGUUCAACGAGUUGAUGAUUGCGUUCAGGGUCCGGCCUACGGUUCUGAUGCCCUUGUGGAACGUGGCAGGCUUUGCCCUGGGGGCAGGAACUGCCUUGCUGGGGAAGGAAGGAGCAAUGGCCUGCACCGUGGCAGUAGAAGAGUCCAUUGCUCAUCACUACAACAACCAGAUCCGCACGCUGAUGGAAGACGACGCUGAGAAGUAUGAGGAGCUGCUCCAGGUCAUCAAGCAGUUUCGAGAUGAGGAGCUUGAGCACCACGACACAGGCUUGGACCACGAUGCAGAGCUGAUACUGUUUUAUCCAGAGGAAUCCAAACCCUGCCCUGCCAGUGAGUCCAGGCCUGACAUCUGAAACAUGCCUCGUGGCGUUUCAUUGUUGUUUGUUUCGGGGCUGGCGUUGGAUCCAGGGCCCUGCUAGGCAAGCACUCUACCACUGGACAUACCUCUUGCUCUGUUUGCUUCUUUUCCAAGCUCAGGGUACCGUCUGUGUUAGACAACACUCGACCACCCAGCUACAUCGCAGCCUUUUGUUCU
Apodemus sylvaticus (European woodmouse) is the source of this 904-nucleotide messenger RNA. RefSeq names its product coenzyme Q7, hydroxylase (gene Coq7). Gene Ontology annotation, biological process: ubiquinone biosynthetic process; regulation of reactive oxygen species metabolic process; regulation of gene expression. Gene Ontology annotation, molecular function: 3-demethoxyubiquinol 3-hydroxylase activity. The coding region runs from base 84 to 722 and encodes 212 amino acids. Gene Ontology annotation, cellular component: mitochondrial inner membrane; nucleus. The transcript has 6 exons. Lineage: Eukaryota; Metazoa; Chordata; Mammalia; Rodentia; Muridae. The record is from RefSeq and is a predicted model, not a curated record.